Messenger RNA from Pseudomyrmex gracilis, 1839 nucleotides. Its product is annotated as probable methylmalonate-semialdehyde dehydrogenase [acylating], mitochondrial. Gene Ontology annotation, biological process: L-valine catabolic process; thymine catabolic process. The transcript has 8 exons. The record is from RefSeq and is a predicted model, not a curated record. Bases 64 to 1626 code for a protein of 520 amino acids. Gene Ontology annotation, cellular component: mitochondrion. Gene Ontology annotation, molecular function: malonate-semialdehyde dehydrogenase (acetylating, [NAD(P)+]) activity; methylmalonate-semialdehyde dehydrogenase (acylating, NAD+) activity. NCBI's taxonomy places the organism in Eukaryota, Metazoa, Arthropoda, Insecta, Hymenoptera, Formicidae.
UUGACCUACGUGAAUCAACUCAGUUUCGUGCAGACAGCUCCGAAGAACGUAUUGAUCGGAAGCAUGGCGCUUCUCGUAAGAAUCGCAAAGUGUGAGACCCGAUUCAUCACGAGAUCCUACAGCAAUGCCGCCCCGACGGUAAAAAUGUACAUCGACGGACAAUUCGUAGAAUCGAGAGCCACGGAGUUCACGGAUGUACACGAUCCAGCGACGAAUCAGUUGUUGUGUCGCACUCCGAAAUGUACGAGAGACGAGAUGGAAAACGCGGUGCAAAGCGCGCGAAAGGCCUACGACAAGUGGCGACACACAAGCGUGCUCACGAGACAGAACUUGAUGCUAAAAUAUCAGGCUCUCAUCCGCGAACACUCGAAAGAAAUAGCGGAAAAUCUCGUAAAAGAAAAUGGAAAAACUAUGGCCGACGCUGAGGGGGACGUGCUUCGAGGUCUUCAGGUCGUCGAUGCUUGCACGGCGAUUCCGACGCUCCAGAUGGGCGAGUCCUCGGCCAACAUUGCUACGGAUAUGGACAUCGUGUCGUACAAAGUCCCUCUCGGUGUUACCGCGUCCAUUUGUCCUUUCAACUUUCCCGCUAUGAUACCACUUUGGUCGUUUCCGAUAACGGUCGCGUGCGGUAACGCCGCAAUCCUGAAACCCUCGGAACGGGUCCCAGGUGCGUCUAUGAUCCUCGCUGAUCUCUUCACGAAAGCCGGCGCGCCACCCGGACUCUUAAACGUUAUACACGGCCAACACGCGACCGUGGAUUUCAUUUGCGAGCAUCCCGAUAUCAAGGCAGUUUCCUUCGUUGGUUCCGAUCAAGCGGGCAAGUAUAUCUACAAGCAGAGCAGCGCCCACGGCAAGAGGGUGCAGUGCAACAUGGGCGCUAAGAAUCACUGCAUCGUUUUACCGGACGCGAACAAGAACAAAACGCUGUCGCAAAUCGUCGGUGCGGCGUUCGGCGCCGCCGGCCAGCGAUGCAUGGCACUCUCGGUUGCCAUCUUCGUGGGCAAAUCCAAGGAAUGGAUCCCCGAUCUGGCGGAGGCGGCGAAGAGACUGAAGGUGAACGCCGGACACGUACCCGAUACCGAUCUCGGACCCGUUAUAUCGCCGCAAGCGAAGCGGCGGAUCUGCGAGUUGAUCGAAUCCGGUGUUAAGGACGGCGCGAAACUGGCUCUCGAUGGAAGAGGCAUCGUCGUGUCCGGCUAUGAGAACGGAAACUUCGUUGGACCUACAGUGCUGACCGAUGUUAAGCCCACAAUGAAGUGCUACACGGAAGAAAUAUUCGGUCCAGUUUUGUCGUGCAUGUUCGCCGACAGCACCGACGAGGCAAUCGACAUCAUCAAUAAAAACUCUUACGGCAACGGCACGGCAGUUUUCACGACAAAUGGCGCGACGGCCAGAGCAUUCGUGAACAGAAUCGAAGCCGGCCAAGUCGGUGUUAACGUCCCCAUUCCCGUCCCCCUGCCGAUGUUCAGCUUCACCGGCAACAAGGGUUCCUUCCUCGGCGAUAACCACUUUUAUGGGAAAUACGGGAUAAAUUUCCACACGCAAACAAAGACUGUGACUCAGCUAUGGAGGUCCGGUGAUGCUAGCGACAUAUUGUCGUCAACAGCAAUGCCUACCAUGCAAUAAGAUUUGAAAUGCGUUAGGUGUUUAAUUUUAUAGCGUAUCAUAUUAUCUCUCGAGGACUUUCAAAUUUAUGCGCAGGAUUACGCGAGAUUCAUUCCAGUAACAAUGUCUUCCACUGUUACGUACAAAUUUGUUCCUAAUGUUACUGAAGAUAUUAUUUAAGCUAGAUACACGGUAUAUAUUUUUUAUAGCGCAAUAAAAUGCUGUUUCUCGAAA